AGGAAAGAAAUUCCACGUGAUGCCUCCAAUUACCAAACAUAGGAUAUUAUGUACGAAGCAGAAAGAUCAAGGUGAUCCUAAACCCUUCCGCUCUGUCCGCAGAUCGAGUUCCCCCAGCUGCGAUCCAGGGUAUCGAUAUCCGGAGCGAGUUCAAGGCCACCUCCAAUCGAGCUCGACGACUCCGGAUCUCUCGCGAGGGUUUCGCUCUUGUCAACGGAGACGUCGCAGUUCGGCAUGUCACGCGUCUUGAGAGAAAAUUAUCCGUAGCCCUUCCGAAGACCCGGUGCCUACCCUGGCGCGCAAAUCCGCAAUUUGGCCUCGCCGAGUCGAAGAUGCCAUGAGAGGACCGGGAAGCGACCGUCGACCCGACCAGGGAGCAUGGGCCCUCGAGGUAACGAAAAGCCCGAGCAAGGUGCCAGACGGAGUCCCAGGAUCAGGGUCCGGGGAUCGAAAUCGAGCCCGAAAGGGUCAAGGGCGAGUCCCGGGAUUGCGGCAAAACGCGCCAAGCUGGACCUCGAGGUCCGCGACCACGACGACGCGAACUUCUCCGGUUCAAAUCGGUCGACCCGUCGAUCUCGGUUCCACAUCACGAGUCUGCCCACCGAGAUCCUCGUCGAGAUCCUCUCCUACCUGUCCCUCGGGGACCUCUACGCCCUGCGCCAAGUCUCGACCUUCUUCGAGCGCCUCGUUAGCGAUCCCGCCGUUUGGAGAGCCUACGAGGUCGUCGACAACGAGAUGAACACCUCGGACGUCAUCGACGAGCUGAAGAGGAUGCCGUUCCUGAGGAAGUUCAGCAUCGCCGCAAGGUCCGACAGCGACGACAUCCUCAGGCAGCUCUCCCUGACGAACAGGAACCUCGAGGAGCUCCACGUAUCCAACUGCACCGGUACAUGCCCAACGAGGCUAGAAAUCCGAAGUCGAUCGUUCCGCCCCACUUCCGCCGUUCCGUUAGGUUACGUUAUUUAUUUCCGGGUCCUCGAGGCCAGAGAUUUUCUACGAUAAAUCGAUAACCGCGAUUACCGAUCCUAAAGUUGGGACUCCUUAGACCAGCCUAUGCCAGGUUUUAGGUGCACCAAGUAUCGGCUGCGACCCCC
Molecule: messenger RNA, 1094 nt
Organism: Orussus abietinus
Lineage: Eukaryota; Metazoa; Arthropoda; Insecta; Hymenoptera; Orussidae
Exons: 2
Coding region: 379-1002 (207 amino acids)
Molecular function (GO): protein binding
Source: RefSeq, a predicted model, not a curated record